AUGUCAGAAAAAAUGGAAAAAGACAAUUCUAUUCAAACGCAUGUUUUAAUGAAACUCAUUGGAUUUAGCAUUGCUUUAUUCACAUUACCUUUGUUGACUUAUUAUUGGACUCUAAAGAACUGGUUCUUGGGCCAGGAUACUUUUAAGGCAGGAAUAGCAGCUGCUAUCGUUGCGAACAUUGUUGCGACUUUAUAUGUUUUGGUUGCAUUUUGGGAGAAAGAUGCUAGCUCACCAGAGCCCGUGAAAAAGCAGCAAUGA
Messenger RNA from Schizosaccharomyces osmophilus, 258 nucleotides. It is a transcript of the gene vma21, whose product is annotated as ER membrane V-ATPase assembly factor Vma21. The record is from RefSeq and is a predicted model, not a curated record. The transcript is spliced from 3 exons. NCBI's taxonomy places the organism in Eukaryota, Fungi, Ascomycota, Schizosaccharomycetes, Schizosaccharomycetales, Schizosaccharomycetaceae. Bases 1 to 258 code for a protein of 85 amino acids. Gene Ontology annotation, cellular component: endoplasmic reticulum membrane. Gene Ontology annotation, biological process: vacuolar proton-transporting V-type ATPase complex assembly.